Acanthopagrus latus (yellowfin seabream) is the source of this 1213-nucleotide messenger RNA. RefSeq lists its product as uncharacterized. The record is from RefSeq and is a predicted model, not a curated record. Gene Ontology annotation, biological process: response to bacterium. The transcript has 5 exons. Lineage: Eukaryota; Metazoa; Chordata; Actinopteri; Spariformes; Sparidae. The coding region runs from base 70 to 801 and encodes 243 amino acids.
UCCACUUGACUGGCCAAUCACUGCUAUACUUCCUCAAAAGUCUGAGCAGGACCUGCAUCUGUGAGAAAGAUGUUUCACUGUCUCUUAACCCUCACACCAUCAUCACACAUGGACGGGCUGCACAUUCUCCUGGUCGUUCUCUUAGGAGUUGUUUGUUACGGUCAUGAUCAGGUCACUGGAUCAGUGUUGGAGGUGUCGGUCCGACCAGGAGACAACAUCACUCUGUACUGUGACUGCAAAAAAUCAACUGGAGUUUACAUAGUGUGGUACAGGAACUGCUCUCAUGAGAAUCAGCCUCCACUUAUCCUCGAAAGCAGUGAUCCAAGGAUCUAUGACCAGAAGAGUUUCCCUCGUUUUAAGUUUGUGGACAACACUGCCUCCAGUUCAUUUGAUCUGCUGAUCAUGAACGUUACAGGAUCAGAUGAGGGGAUCUACUACUGUGGAACCAAACAAACAAAAGUGGAGGAAACAGGUUACAUUGGUUCCAGAAGUGAUUACAGAUUCAGCAACAUCACAACAAGGAUCAUACUCAAUUCCAGCUCACCUGAUCCCCAUCAGUGCAUCUCAAGCCCUCAGCCUGUUGUGUCCUGGAUGUUGGUCUUCUCUCCAGCCAUCACCAUCCUCUUGUCCACGCUCUCCUUUAUUUUGGUUUAUAACUUCUUUCAGAGAGCAGAUAAGGAAUCUGAAACCGUCCAGAAAAGACCUGACACCAGGAGACAAACAAAAAGGAAUCAGGAUGAAGAUGUGUACUUCACACAUGUUCUGUUCCGGGUACAGGAGGGUACACAAACACACCGGUAGGAGGAGGAUGGAGAAACAAACAACUAGAAUAAAAUGAAUUCAAAUUUAAAACUUUUUUAAUUCAGGAUAGUAGUGAAGCUGACGUUUCCUCUUGUUGUACAUCCUGUGGUUUGAGACACCGCUAAAGCAAGUAUGCGAGCACUUGGUUUGCGAUCAGGCUGUAAUCAGGUGUAUCGUCAACCAGCCAACUGUCUGUUUUCUCACAUACAUUGUCACAACUUAUUUCAAAUGUGCUUUUCAUAUAUUAACUUUUUCACGUUAAACCAAUGUUCUGUCUGAUUUCCUUAAUUUUGUAUUUGAGUAGUUAACAUUAAGUAAUAAGAAUUAGUUAUGCGGUUUAUCAUGUGCUGAAUCCAUAUUUGUAUGCUGUGGGCUAAUAAAAAUGAAAUUACCAAAGGCAAUAAAAGGCUUU